Messenger RNA from Brugia malayi, 237 nucleotides. RefSeq lists its product as uncharacterized. The coding region runs from base 1 to 237 and encodes 78 amino acids. NCBI's taxonomy places the organism in Eukaryota, Metazoa, Nematoda, Chromadorea, Rhabditida, Onchocercidae. The record is from RefSeq and is a predicted model, not a curated record. The transcript has 2 exons.
AUGAAAUUGCGGAAGCAGUUAUCUGGAACUGCAUUCAUAGCUUGUAAUGAAAAUAAUCAACGAACUACGAAAAGACUUAUGAGAAAUUCAAAUGGAGACAUCAGAACACGGACACACGCAUGCCGUUCAAUUCGGGAAGGAAGAGCAGACAUAAAUAAACAAGUGAGAAAGCACGCACCCGUACGUGAACGAGGAACGCCAGCACGUCAACCCGAAACACGCACAGCUAACAAAUAA